AUGGUGGCAGAGAUGGCGCUGAGCCACCGGGCACCCCGUGAGGUGCUGAGUGAGGCUGACCUGGAGGAGGUGGCCCAGCGGAAACCUCCCGCCGAGCCCUCACUGCGUGGCUGUCUCCGCAAGACCAGAUGCUCGGCCUCCACCGCCAAGUCCCUGCUCUUCCGGUUCCUUCCCUUCCUGCACUGGCUGCCCCGCUACCCAGUCAAGGACUGGCUCCUGGGGGACAUUGCCUCGGGCUUCAGUGUGGGCAUCAUGCACCUGCCCCAGGGGCUUGCCUACGCGCUGCUGGCUGGGCUGCCGCCAGUCACCGGUCUCUAUUCCUCCUUUUACCCCGUCUUCCUCUAUUUCUUCUUUGGGACAUCCAGGCACAACUCCGUGGGCCCCUUUGCUGUCAUCUCCGUCAUGAUCGGGAGUUUGACAGACUCCCUGCUGCCCAGUGAGAACUUCCUGGAGUCUGUCAAUGGCAGCAAUACAACAGUCAAUGAGGCACAGCGGGACGCUGCCAGGGUGGAGCUGGUGGCCACCAUCACUGUCCUGACGGGCAUCUUCCAGGUGGCCCUGGGCCUCCUGCAGUUUGGCUUUGUGGUGACCUACCUCUCGGAUCCACUGGUGCGUGGCUAUACCACUGCUGCCUCUGUGCAUGUCCUCGUCUCACAGCUCAAGAAUGUCUUCGGGGUCUCCGUGGGCGAGUACUCAGGGCCACUUUCAAUGUUCAUGACCUUCAUUGAGAUCUGCCGGAAGCUGCCAGAGACCAACGUGGGCACCCUGGUGACAGCCAUCAUUGCCAUGGUGGCCAUCUUCAUCGUGAAAGAGCUCAACCACAAGUUUGCUGCCAAGCUGCCCAUGCCCAUCCCCAUCGAGCUUAUCACGAUCAUCAUCUCCACCGGCAUCUCCUACGGUGUCAACCUGAAAGCCAAGUUUGGCAUCUCUGUGGUGGGCAACAUCCCCAGCGGGUUGAAGCCGCCCGUGGUCCCUAAUGUCAGCUACUUUGGGCAGGUGGUGGGUAAUGCCUUCGCCAUUGCCGUGGUGGGCUACGCCAUCUGCAUCUCCCUGGGCAAGAUCUUUGCCCUGAAGCACGGCUACAAAGUGGACAGCAACCAGGAGCUGAUCGCGCUGGGCCUCUCCAACUUCCUGGGGGGCUUCUUCCAGUGUUUUGCCAUCAGCUGCUCCAUGUCACGGAGUCUGGUGCAGGAGAGCACAGGGGGCAACAGCCAGGUAGCCGGUGUCAUCUCAUCCCUGGUCAUCCUGGUGACCAUCCUGAAGAUCGGAGAGCUCUUCCGGGACCUGCCCAAGGCCAUCUUGGCUGCCAUCAUCAUUGUCAACCUCAAGGGCAUGUUCAAGCAGUUUGAUGAUCUCCGCAUGCUCUGGAAGUCCAACAGGGUGGACCUGAUGGUCUGGAUUGUGACAUUUGUGGCCACCCUCCUGCUGAACUUGGACAUUGGCCUGGGGGCCUCGGUGGCCUUUGGGCUGCUCACUGUCAUCUUCCGUACCCAGCUCCCCCACUACUCCAUCCUGGGGCGCAUCUCCAACACCAACGUCUACAGGGACGUGGCCGAAUACCAGAUGGCACAGGAGGUCCCUGGUGUGAAGAUCUUCCGCUCCUCCUCCACCCUCUAUUUUGCCAAUGUGGAGCUGUACGCUGAGGCUCUGAAGAAGAAGGCAGCUUUAUUGACUUUGACAAGGAACCGAGGUGCUGCCACCUAUGCCCAGACACUCCAUAAUAUCCCUGAGACCCAGGUCACCACUCUAGACAACGGUCUCCGAGUAGCUUCAGAGGAGUCCAAUCAGCCAACGUGUACGGUGGGUGUGUGGAUCAGGGUGGGGAGCCGCCAUGAAAACAAGAAGAACAAUGGAGCCGGUUACUUCCUGGAACAUCUGGCCUUUAAGUGGACCGGCAAAGUUUAG
Athene cunicularia (burrowing owl) is the source of this 1905-nucleotide messenger RNA. It is a transcript of the gene SLC26A6, whose product is annotated as solute carrier family 26 member 6. Gene Ontology annotation, biological process: transmembrane transport. Gene Ontology annotation, cellular component: membrane. Gene Ontology annotation, molecular function: sulfate transmembrane transporter activity; metal ion binding; chloride transmembrane transporter activity. The coding region runs from base 1 to 1905 and encodes 634 amino acids. NCBI's taxonomy places the organism in Eukaryota, Metazoa, Chordata, Aves, Strigiformes, Strigidae. The transcript has 17 exons. The record is from RefSeq and is a predicted model, not a curated record.